This is a messenger RNA of Drosophila subpulchrella, 1399 nucleotides long. RefSeq names its product aminoacylase-1. Lineage: Eukaryota; Metazoa; Arthropoda; Insecta; Diptera; Drosophilidae. The record is from RefSeq and is a predicted model, not a curated record. Gene Ontology annotation, biological process: amino acid metabolic process. Gene Ontology annotation, cellular component: cytoplasm. The coding region runs from base 17 to 1225 and encodes 402 amino acids. Gene Ontology annotation, molecular function: aminoacylase activity. The transcript has 4 exons.
AGCCAUUCAACUCAAAAUGAACACUUGCCCAGAACAAUGGAAAAACGAUGAAGAAAUUAAAAUAUUCCAGGAGUAUUUACGCAUUCCCACGGUGCAUCCGGAUGUGGACUAUACUGCAUGCGUUGAGUUCCUGAAGCGGCAGGCUGGCAACCUGGGCCUACCGGUGGAUGUGGUGCAUCCUGUCAUGCCAUCCAAACCGGUGGUGAUUAUGAAGUGGCUGGGGAUGAGCCCCGAACUGCCGGCGAUUAUUUUGAACUCGCACAUGGACGUGGUUCCCGUAUUCCCCGAGAAGUGGACCCAUGACCCCUUCGGUGCCCACAUGGACGACCAAGGCCGGAUUUAUGCACGUGGCACGCAGGACAUGAAGUCCGUGGGAUGCCAGUAUAUGGCUGCAGUUCGUGCUCUAAAAUCAAGUGGCUAUCAGCCCAAGAGGACUGUCUAUCUGAGUUUUGUGCCCGAUGAGGAAACUGGCGGCGACCUGGGCAUGGCCGAAUUUGUGAAGGGCGAUUACUUCAAAGCCAUGAAUGUGGGUUUCAGCCUGGACGAGGGCAUCGCCAGUGGUGAUGAAUCCUAUCCUGUCUUCUAUGCCGAGCGCACUCUCUGGCACCUCCGAUUUAAGUUCAGUGGCCAUUCAGGGCAUGGAUCGCUGCUGCACAAGAACACGGCUGGCGAGAAGUUCCAGUAUGUGCUGGAUAAGCUGAUGAAGUUCCGGGAAACCCAGGACAAGCUACUGCCCAAAGACCCUUCCUUGGAUGCCGGCGAUGUGACCACUUUGAAUCUCACCAAACUUGAGGGAGGAACGCAGAGCAAUGUGGUUCCUCCUUUGCUAGAAGCCAUUUUCGAUAUUCGCAUCGCCAUCACCCAGGACGCGGAUGCCCUGGAGAAGCAAAUUCGCGACUGGUGCGAUGAGGCUGGAGGCGGGAUAGAACUGGAUUUCAUCUUAAGGUGCCCCUCGGUGGAGACCAAGAUAGACGCCUCCAAUCGCUUCUGGCUGGGUUUUAAGAAGGGCUUGGAUGAACUAGGUUUGAUCACCCAUACGCGAGUCUUCCCCGGUGCCACCGACAGCUACUACCUUCGGCGGGUUGGGGUUCCCGCUCUGGGGUUCUCCCCCAUCAACAACACCCCCAUGCUGCUGCACAAUCAUGAUGAGUACUUGCGGGCCGACACCUAUCUACAUGGAAUUCAGGUGUAUAGGAAGCUUAUCCCGGCAAUUGCUGAUUCAUAAAAUACUCAAUACUCUGAUGAUUCAAGCAUGGAAAUCAAUACGCUUCGAUUGAUCUUAUCUUUAAUGAGUAAUGUUUUCAAGCGAUGAGUGUAGGGCCGAAAUUAAAUUAAUAAAUGUUGUGAUUACUUCCAUUCAUAUCUAAAACAGAACAAAUAAAAGCCAAACACUGAUAGC